CGCACCACUGCAUUCGAUCGCCAGCCGAUGGAAAAAUUGAUCGUUCCACAGUUCGGUUUGAUCGUUCGAUCGGUACACUUCUUCGCAGCAGGAUGGCAAGCAUCGUACGUAAAAUUGUUCACACUGCCAAGUGUCCAAAGGCUUUGGCUCCGUAUAACCAAGCCGUAGUGGCCGACCGUACAGUUUACUGUUCCGGAGUUCUGGGCAUGGAACUGGGCUCACUUAAGUUGGUCGAUGGAGGAGCUGCAGUUCAAACUGCCAAGGCUUUGGAACACUUGACAACACUGCUGGAAGCGUCCGGAUCAAGUAUUGAAAAGGUCGUCAAAACAACCAUUCUGCUGGCUGAUAUGAGUGAUUACGGUGCCGUGAACGAGGAGUACAAGAAAGUGUUUUCCAACAAUUUCCCGGCUCGGACGUGCUUUGCGGUCAACAAACUUCCCCUGGGAGCAUCAGUGGAAAUAGAAGCCAUUGCUCUUACCGGAGAAGUUAUUCAAGUGUCCACAUGACUUGCCACAAAUGUCUAGAUCCCAAGCAAGACCUGUGCUGUUAAUCCAACCAAUUUGGGUACCGGUGUGAAAUGAACUAGAAACUGGAAAGGAUAGACAGCAUCUAGCAAAGACAUUUGUGAUAUGCUGCUUUAAGCACAUUUAGUCGAGCUUGGAGUGACUGUGUUAUAGACUGGUUUAUUCAAUAAAUAUUUUUAGCGAUAUA
Messenger RNA from Aedes aegypti (yellow fever mosquito), 711 nucleotides. RefSeq names its product rutC family protein UK114. Bases 93 to 506 code for a protein of 137 amino acids. Gene Ontology annotation, cellular component: cytosol. The transcript is spliced from 3 exons. Gene Ontology annotation, molecular function: deaminase activity. The record is from RefSeq and is a predicted model, not a curated record. Lineage: Eukaryota; Metazoa; Arthropoda; Insecta; Diptera; Culicidae.